Molecule: messenger RNA, 9351 nt
Organism: Gigantopelta aegis
Lineage: Eukaryota; Metazoa; Mollusca; Gastropoda; Neomphalida; Peltospiridae
Exons: 2
Coding region: 54-4262 (1402 amino acids)
Biological process (GO): regulation of alternative mRNA splicing, via spliceosome
Cellular component (GO): nucleus
Molecular function (GO): mRNA binding
Source: RefSeq, a predicted model, not a curated record
GUUGCAGUGAACUAAAAUGAUGUGUUAAAUUUGUGAAGAUAACUAUUUUAACGAUGAAGAGACGAGAAUUUGUUUCUGAAUAUGAUGGUGCAAAGCGUCCUCGGUCUAGGAGAGAUUGGUCUGACGAUGGUUGGAAUUCUGAUGACAGCGUUAACAGGCACAAAUUACACAAGGAAAAUAAAUUUGGUGGUCCUGACAAAUGGAAUGAAGAUGAGUUUCACAGAAUCCACAGCCAUAAAAAAAGGGAUGAAUCAACCUAUAAGGGUGAUAGGAGAAGUAAAGAAGUCUGUGCAACUUCUUUGAAGGAAAAUAAUGUUGAUGACACUACACUUCCAUUAUACAAGGACUUGUGUAUUAGCUAUAUACCGAGUCGAAUUCCAAACUCUGAUUUAGAGGAUGGUUUGCUUAUAGAGUUUGAAAAAUAUGGCCAUGUUUCUGUUAAAAUAAUAAGUGAAGGUGUAGACAGACUGGCAUACAUCAGAUUUGCACAGCCCGAUGAUGCUAAAAGAGCGUACAAUUCCAUAGAGCUGCAUCCAUUACUGUUGGACAGUAGAAAGGUCGAAGUCAAGCCAUGUUUCAAACAGAUUCCGAGAGCAGAUGGACCAUUUAAAAAAUCAGAAACUAUCGGACACGGGAGCCGAUCCAGAAGAAGUUCUUUUGAUAACGUUCGAUAUGACAAACGAAGCAUUUCUCCUAAACCAGCCUCUCGUGCAGUGUCACAGUAUGAUGCUACCAGGUAUGCUAAUAAACAUUUUAGUGGAGAGGAAGGAUAUUCUGCAAGGACAGAAUUGGUGACUCCAACUCGUGUGCUGUUUGUUGGAAAUCUGCCACCUUACAUUCAGAGAAACAUCCUGCAAACUAUCUUUGAAGAAUAUGGCCGAAUAGAAGAUAUUGAUAUCAAGCACAACACAUACCUUGGUCAAAGUAAAACAUUUGCUUUUAUAAAGUUUUCUGAUAUUGAUUCUGCAAAAAAAGCCCGAGAUGUAUUACAGAACAGCUAUAUUGGAGAUAGACAAUGUAAAAUUGGAUAUGGGCAGAUGGAUGUAGAUGUUAUAAGAGAAAAAGAAGCUCGAGUAACAAACACCAAAGAAUCAACAUCUGAAGCUAAAUACAAGUCUCUUGUGGUUCGACCGAUUCCAAAUCAUGUACUUGUUUCACAUCUGCAGGAAACAUUUGAAGGCUUCGGUUCAAUGAACAUUGUAAUUGUCACCGUUGAAAACGAAAGAAUUGCUUAUGUUAACUUUCAAUAUCCUGAAGAUGCCAAAGCAGCUCAUGAUGGAAGUCAAAACCUGAAGAUCGCAGGAAAGUCAGCGAAGGUUGCUCCAUUUUACAAGUCGGAUGGUGAUGCUAAGGAAGAUAAGAAGUCUACCGAUCACAAGUUGCAUGAUCAUUUUAAUAAAGUUGAUGACCCAGAAGACAAAACAAAAUUGGAUGUUCAUGAUGUGAAAUAUUCUGCUAGUGAGACACCUACAAGAUUACUUUUUGUUGGAAAUCUGGAUACUGAUGUUAUGAAACACGAUUUGAUGAAUACAUUUGGCAAAUUUGGUAGUAUUGAGAACAUUGAUAUCAAAAGCUCUAAGCUUGGAAGAUCUUAUGCUUUAUUGAAGUUUAAAAGUCUUAGUUCAUCUGAAAAAGCAAACAAAGAUCUAUUUGGAAAGAAAAUUGGCAGUAGUGUUUGCAAACUAGGAUAUGGGCGUAUAGUAGACAAUACUGAUGAAGAUGGAUCUGAGAAACGUUAUGAAGGAACACAGAUUAAAGAAAAAAAGCCUAGAAUUACCGGCUUGUGUUUCAGUCAAAUUCCUAAAUCUGCAUCAGAUAAACUAGUGAAGUCUGUUAUAGAAGGCAAAUACAAGUCGUUUUUUAAAAGCAGACAUACAAAAGUGACGGUCAAAAUGUCAGGAAACUACAAAGUUGCAUUUGUUGAUUUUCAGCAUACUAGCCAAGCUACAAAAGCACUGAAUGCAAAGAUCCCAUUAAGAAUAAUGAAGAGACCAGUGAAGAUCUCUCCAGUUAUUACGUUGAAUAAACAUACAGUAAGUCAAAAGACUGACAAAGAGACCGUGGCAACAAAGGAGGACACUUUAGAACCUGAACUAGAUGAAAAAGCUACAAGAACCCUUUUUGUUGGCAAUCUGCCUGGAGACAUCACAGAAAAGGAGGUACACAAAAAGUUUGGGGAAUAUGGACAAAUUGAAUUUAUUACCAUUAAAAGACCAAAAGGCAAUACAUCAUAUGCAUUUGUUAAAUAUGCCAAUAUGGACUAUGCAUUCAAAGCUAAAGUAGAAAUGAAUGGGAAAAUGUUCAAGGAAUGCAAAGUAACCAUUGGUUAUGGAAAAUCGGAGAUUACAUCAUGUCUCUGGGUUGGAGGUUUAGGACCUUGGGUUAAGGAGGAAACCAUUAGGAAAGAAUUCAGACGCUUUGGAGAAAUCAGAAGAAUGAUAUGGCUAAAAGGAUCCAAUUUUGCAUAUGUCCAGUACGAAACUAAUGAUGCAGCACAAGCUGCUUGUCACAAGUUUCAUGGUUGGCCAAUGGGAGGUUUAGACAAACGACUCCGGGUUGACUUUGUUAGUGUGAAGCAAAUUCUCACUGCCCUAGCAGAAAGUAAAAAGACAAGUUCCAAAGAUGGAGCUAAUGAAUCUGACAAAGAUGAAACUGGAGACCUAUCUGAAGCACCAAGUCAAACUGCCUUGGAAAGUGAGUCUGCCUUGGAAAGUGAACCUGCAUUGGAAAGUUUGUCUUCUUUGGAAAGUGAAGCUGCCUUGUCUGUAUCUAAUAUUUCUGAUGACUCGUUGAGUGAAGACUUCAUUUCUCCAAGAAAUCAGAUACCUGAUUUAACCAGAAGUAGAAAUUCUGCUUCGCGGUCGCCUAGUGUUCACUCAUAUCAUGAGUCAUUAGGGGAUGAAGGGAGUGGUAUAUGGGCACAGCCAAGUGAGGGUUCUCUCAUAAUUAAAACACCGUUUUCACCGGCUGAUGAAAUAUCUCAGUCAGAAAGGACCGUUUUUGUUCAGUCUAAGAAUAUGGUUAGAGAAUAUGAUAACUACAUGCAUCAUCAAAGCCACCACAGAAAGCGAUCAACUGGUUCACGGGGUUCUCAGUCGCCUAGAGGAGUUGGUGAAUCUCUGCAGCGAGAAAUUAAACAUUAUCGAAGAGAAUCUGGCCUGCCAAAACACUUAGCAGAGUCGUAUGAUAAAGGCAGCAGUAGACCUAAUGACUUGUAUAAUGACAACGUUAGACAUACAGACUCCUAUAAUGACAGGCCUGCAGGUAGGGAUGUUAUGUACAGGAGAGAACAAGAGACAAGACAAUAUGCAGAGGUUCCUGUAGCAAAACAGUAUACAAGUGAUGAAGAACAUGGCAGAAGAAAGGAAAGGCAAAAGUAUCACGAGUCAAGUUUAUACAAACAAGAUUAUGCAGAACGAGAUGAUAAAUUUCGCUCAAAUACAGAAAGGUUGGAUGACUUUGAAAAAUCAGACCACUAUGAAAGAAGAAAUCAUCAGUCGUCCCAUGAUUUAUCUCCUGGAUAUGCCAGUAAAUCUAUUGAAUAUGGGCAUGGUAUAAGGAAUUUUUCGUCAGGUAUAAAAGAGAAUACAGCUAAUGCUGGUGUUGGAGUGUCACCGAAUGUGUUGGGGUGUGAACGAUCUUUCCAGUAUGAAAGUCUAGGUGCACUUAAUAGACCGGUACUAACUAGAACAACAGGCCAAGAACCAGUAGCUGCAUAUAAAAAUCAACUUUCUGGAAGCAACUCAUUGGAAUAUCCUAAGACGGUGAACAGAUUACCUACUCAUGAGAAUCCUUCAUCUGGUAUAAAUCCUGGACAUUUUGAACGAAGGCCGCCACCUGUGUUCUCUUAUCCAAAUAAUCAGAGACCACCCAUGUCUUAUGAUGAUCCUGCUCCUGCUGUACGCCAAACACAGUCAAAUAAAUUGCAUCAGCCAUUUCAACAGCCCACACCAGAACGUAAUUUUGUCUCCCAAGGAAAUACAUCUAAUCUUUCAAAUCCAAGAAUUCCACAGAUGAAUGGUCCAAGGAUGUCAGCUUCUGUACAGACACCACAAUUUCCAGUUGGACCGUUUCCCCAAAGACCUGUAAUGCAGAGAAUGCCACCGUCACCAGUUAAUUUCAGCCGUACAGAAUUUUCACAUCUAGGACAACGCAUUCAAGAACACGGGGCCGAAGGGCUUUACUCUAUGAUUAGUCGACCACAAAGAAAUCAGCCAAAUCCCAAAGGACCUGGCACUUUACCUUGGCAUAUUCAACAGUGAUUCCAAAAUUAUCUUUAAUAAGAAGGACGUGUUGUUUUCAUGUAUUGUUUUGGUUCUUAUGAAUUUGUGUGUGGAUGUUGGAAGACUGGGAUAAAACUUCGAUGUGGACAAAUGUGGAAAGCCAAUUUCAUAAUUAACAUUUACCAAGUUAUACAUAAUCGUGUUUUGUUUUGUGUGUAAUAUUUCUUGCAAUCAAGGCUUUUAGCAUUAUUUGCUCUUCCAAGUUGUAUGGAAAGAGUCCACUGAUGAAGUGCAUUGAAUGUUGAUUUUGUAACACUGAUUUUUGAACUUAUGUGUAUACAUUGAGUGAGGGGACAGUUUUCCACCUCUGGCUUCUAUUACAAUUCACUAUUCAGUGCAUGUUCCAUUGUGUUGUUUACAUUUUAAUCAACUAUACGUAUUUGGCCGCAGGAAAGUAGUACCAGUUGACAAUUGUCGAAAUGUGAUGUUAAACUACUGUCUGUUCUACUGGUGAAUUUAAUCUAAAGAUUUUCAAAAUGUAAUAUAGUGGGAAUUGCAUUAACAACUUUCAUAGCUAAAGAUAUCAACUUCCUUGAGGAAGAACGUGAUUCUUUGAGGAAAUGUUUUGGAUUUUCCAUUUUAUGGAUCAUCUGGGUGAUAACACAAACGUUACUUUGUGGGAAAGUAUUGAGUUCUCGAAAUGCUACACAGUAUUAAUGCGUUGAGUGUGUUUAAGUAAUGCAAUUUCACAGUGUAAAAAUUGGAUCUUCACAUACGUGUUUUUGGUUGCUUCUUCAUUAAUGGAACAGUUUUUAAAAAACCCUGGUAUGAGACAUUAUUUAGUUAAUGUGAAAAUUGGCGUAACUUCACGGACGAUAUAGAUAUUGGAUGCAAUUAAAAACAACUGUUAAUAGCAGUCAGUAUGACCACCAUCUAUGUCCAACACUGAAAUACAUUGUCUACAUGAAAAGAUGGUGUCAAUGACAACCUGAUGUACCAUACUAUAUCCUCUUGGAAGAUGUCGCCAAUUAAAAGUUGUCAGGUGGGGCUAUGGCAUGAAGUUAACAUUGAUGGGAACCAAAUCAGGGAUAUCAAUACACCAAUGCUCUGCUGCUGUAACCUGAACGGUAACGUGACCACAUAAAUUAUGAACUUGUGUUCUGCUGUGAAAACGUAACACUCACCAGACCUUGAUACUGAGCCAUCCGUUAAUCGGCUGUCCACAACGGUGUAAAAUGUUCUCUAAUAUAAUGGACUGACAUUUCAGUGACUUGAGUGGAAAUCAUGAUUUGUUUAUAAACAGAACUCUCCCACUGCCUUUGAAUCGAUUACUGAUUUGUUUUAUACCACUAACAUUAGCUACCAAUGUCUGUGUUCACUAUUGGACUGAUGCAGGGUUUAUGGAUGUGUAAUAGCUGAAGUAAUUAUAUAUGACUUGUGGACUGAUGAAUCCUGUUAUUCAAUGGAUGGUUGCUGCUAGAUGGAACCUGUCCCUCUGUCAAGUAUAUGUGACGGACUUUGGCAUGGAUCGUGACACGUUUGUCCUGGUCAUGGAACGACAUGCAUAGUGUCGGUUUUCUGAAGACAUUGAGACAGUGUUACAGAAACGUAAUCUUGAAAUACAAUCGGUUCCAGUUUUUUGUUUUACCCAACAGACCUUAUUUUGCAGAAUCUCCAUCAUUGUAAACAUGAAACUUAAUUUUCUUAAAAUCAGUGUCCCCGAAUCCUGUUGACGCAUGUGCUUCCUAUGGUGUAUCAUAUUUUAUGGUCAACGUUGGCCAAUUUCCAGCACCCAUUGUGUUUAAAGUUUUUUUUGUAUAUAUGUUCUCAUGUGAUGGGUGAUGUUUGUAUGAUAAAGGUGAAAAAUGUAUAUAGUGCAGGAUUCGACCAUUACGUGAUUGUUGCUUGUUGGCAAGUCUGGGGGUUUUGUUUUAGUGAACAGUGGAUUGCUAUACUCGACCACAACUGGAAAAUGUUUUUAAAAGUACCCAAUGCUAAUAUUACAUUUACGUGUUAAAAUUACAAUUCUAGAAGAUGCUGACUGGAAGAAUGAGUACAUUGCCAGAAAGAACUGAACAAUUGGCUUGCUUUUUGUACUGAAAUGUGUGCCUAUAAAAGGAAUGAGCAAAAUCUAUAAAUGUAUUAUACAUUAUUGGUUAUUAUUUGUUAUAAAAUAUUGUGUUAUAUGGUUACAUUUGCAUUAUUAUGGGGUUUUUUUUGGGGGGGGGGGGGGGGGGGGGGUUAAGUAAUUUCCUAAAGAAUAUUACCGUAAUUUAUCUUGGCAUCACAAUUAUUUUUGUGGUAGAACAUUUUAUUUAUUCCUUACAGUUGUGUGUGGGAGUAAAGUGAAAUCAGAUCUUACUGUUCUCUUGGCCUUGUUUCAGUUAGUAAAACUAGACAAAAAACAGUGUUAAACUGUGACCUCAUACCAUUUAAUGCAACCAAUCAAACCACUUCUAGCAUAGAUCUCCUAGCCCCAUAGUAGGUCAUGUGGAAUUGAUAUCCAUCGCAGAGGAUCAUGUGGACUAGAAAUGACAGUUGUGAAUUCAAAAUGGUAACGGUUCAUGCAUAUUAAAACUGACAAAGAUUCAUGUGGAUUAGAAAUGAUAAAGGGUCAUGUGGAUUAGAAUGACAAAGUAGUGUUUGGACUAGAAAUGACAUGCACUUAAGUCGGAUCCAUCACGACUUUUACAUCAAAGGCUGUGGUAUGUGUUAUGUCUGUGGGAUGGUGCAUAUAAAAGAUCCCUUGCUGCUAAUUAAAAAGAGUAGCCCAUGAAGUGGCAACAGCAGGUUUCCUCUCAAUAUUUUUGUGGUCCUUAACCAUAUGUCCGACGCCAUAUAACCGUAAAUAAAAUGUGUUGAGUGCGUCGUUAAAUAAAACAUUUCCUUCCUCCAGUCGGAUCCACCGAGUCGGAGGCGAAAAGGACAGUAGACUGAUGCCAGUCAGAAUGGUUAUGACGUCAGAUGAAUCCGACAUAGGCUGCACAAUUACAUUUUGUUUCUGGACACAUUGUCGUCAUUCUUUGAUUUGGAAACUGUUCACCAGCAUCAUACAGUAUCAGCAUCACAACGGGGAUGGUGCUGCUAUGCGAAUGUACGCUUUUGACAUUUGGUGGGGGUAGAGGGAGGGUAAAACAUUAACGCAAAAUUUAAAAUACCAUGUGUACAAUUGUGAAAAGGUUCAUAAGGUAUAACAUCCGUCUGUUUCUGGUUAUUUUGACUGAUUUAUCCUUUUAAAAUAAAACGAAUUUCCAAGAAAAUGAUACAAAACACCCACUUUGGUGUUGUGAUGAUAAUUUACAAUAUAAAUACUAUUUCUAAAUAUUUUCCCUACCCACCUACUCUUCCCCCCCACCCCUAGCAUGUUAUAGAAAACCUGCAACUAUUUUUCUUCAGCCUCAUCGUCAGCUGUACAUAAGACCAACUUUCAACAUGUAACUAUAGUUUGGUGAAUUGUUAAAUUAUACCUACCAAAGACGAAACUGUACUUUAAAUCUUACAUCAAAGAUGUCCGCAUAACCAUGUUAUUUUUUGUGUUCUUUUACACGGUUACUUCCUGUUGUGCUGUAUAUUGUAUAUCUAGAAUUGUAAAAUACGAUUUAAUUAGUUGACCAAUUAUAUGCAUCUGAUUUAUGUUUACUGUUCAAGUCGGUGGAUUUAAUGUUAAUGCAUGCAAAUCUGUCGUUUUAUAUAACAGACUUUCAUAUACGUUUGUGUAUGUGCGUAUGUAUGUGUGUGUAUAUAUAUAUAUAUAUAUAUAUAUAUAUAUAUACACACACGUAAAUGUAUGUACAGUUACAUUUUUAACUAAUGAAAUGACUUGAAUAACUAUUUUCAAAUGGCUGUCGUUAAGCUGAAAGUAACUUGAGAGACGAACGAAUCAUGGUACACGCCAAUCCUGUAUGUGCGAGUCCUCAGCGGAGCCCUUCCCUGUAGGUGUUUAUUACUAUUAUUAUAAUUAUUAUAUUAUAUAUAUAUAUAUAUUUUUUACCUACAUGUCAUCACAGCUGUACUUAUUCCAUUGAGCUCUGUCCGAUGCUCGUUUUUAUUCAGUAAUUCAGUAAACUAGUCUGGGAAUGGCAGUCGUCUUUGUGGCGGUGCAAGGAGGAUGAAAUCGUCAGGAAUGGCUGUCGUAUAGACAAGACACUAGAUAGAGAUUCAUGGAAUCAACCACUAUUUUGCCAAUUAACCUUUUGAUCCUUAAUUGUGCUUGAUAUCACGUAUUACGGUGUUAUCGUUCAGAAUUAGUGCACCGACUAGACGAACAAGGAGCCAGAGAGCUAAAAGACCAUUUUUCGAGGGGCGACUCGCUGCCGCCCUAUUUCCGACCAAUCCACCCGUAGCUAGUUGCAACUGUGAAAACUUCAAAGAGCAUGUGGGGGUUUCUCUGGCAAUUCCGUUUACUCAUUGCAGGAAUUCUAUUAAUUGUGCAUUAGUCAGAUGAACAUCCCUCUGAACAUAACACACUGGUUAAUAUAUAUAUGUGAAGCCUGUUGGGACUGAAUUCAUAACCAAUACACCGCUCAGUGGGUAAUUUGGGACUACUACACCAACUUGUUUCCCUCUAACCAUUAACCUCUGCCCUGAACAGUAUAAGUUGUUUUGUUUCAGGAUGCCACUUGAGCACACUUGAUUAAUAGAUUGGAUGUCAAACAUUUGGUACUUAAGAGAAACCCACUACAUGAUUCCUUUAGCAUUAAGGGACAUUUUAUAUGCACCUUUACACAUAAAAGACCGUACAUACCACAACAUUUUGUAUACCAUGGCCCAUAUUUUCGAAACUGUCUUAGCAACGAUAUCGUAAAAAUUACUAGUGAUGUCAUAACAUGACUUUUUUUUUACUAUAUCGUAGUGCUAAGAUGGGUUCGAAAAUUUGGGAUGGGGGUCUGCCAAGGAGUUUCAAUCCUAGUCUAGAACACACAAACCAGGUAAUUGAGGUGUGUUUUCGAAACAUUGUAUGAGCAAAAAGUAAUGGGGUAAUAAGGGAUUAAAAUACCAAUGGCCUCGUGGAAAUUUGAAGUCAUUUAUACUAAAAGUUCAGGACUUGAGAAAAAAUAUUUUAUGUGUUGUACUGCCAUUUUGUUUUCACAUAUGUUACUGGAAAUGGAAAAUAAAAUACUGAAAGCAA